UCAAUGGAGACUCCAUCAUCCACCGCAAGAAGAGUCACAAGAUCACAGACAAACUUGGCUGCUUCCAAUAACACCAUCAGCAGCAACAACAUUUCAUUUUCAAAAAAGAUUGAAGAUUCAGAGAAGAAUCUGUCAAAAACAAGGCAAAGAAACGGGCAACAACAACAACAAGAACGAUGUGCAUUGGUUGACAUAUCGAACGAUUCACCAAUUGUGGGGCUUGCCAGUGGCGAUCUUGAGACACCAUUGUCGUCUAUAGUGAAGCAGAGGGGAAGCAGAGUGAAGAAGACACCGUGUUCCGGUGAAGCAUUGCUGAGGGGUCAGGUGAAGACCCUCUUGCAGAAGGUUGAAGAAGAAGCUGAGAUUUCCAAACUCUCAAUGGAAAUUCGUCCAUUUCUUCAACUUGCCAACUCUCCAAUGUCACUUCUUGCCCCCACUCCCGCAAACACACCUCAAAUCCCGAAUCUUUCCAACGAGGGUGGCCUUAACAAUCGCACGGGUUUGGUUUCGGUGUUACCUUCUCCCUUGAUUGAAGAACAAUUGAUUCCUCAGGUGAUGAAUCAAAUAUUUGAUGGGAAGAAUAAAGAGAACCCUGAAUCUGAGAAGAGUUUGAUAACAAGGUCCCUCCUUCUUGAUUUCUCAGACAAAUCUGAGGUUUCAGAAUGCUCCUCUGUGCUGACUUCUAUAGAGAAAUCCCAUGGCUCCACUGAAGAUGAUGCUGCUUCUUCUAUUUGGUCAAUACAAGUCAAAGCAAAAACACAUGAAGAAGAUGAUGAGGAGGAGGAAAUGGCUGAAAAAGAAGAUGAUGAGGAAGAAGACUAUUAUGAUGAGGAUGCUGAAGAAGAAGAGUAUGAUGAUGGAGGGUUGCUGGUUGAUGAACUGUGUGCAGGCUUGAACAACAUUAGUGUGAACAAUGAAAGGGUGGUGGCUCCUAUGUUUGCUGGAAAGCACACAAGAUUUGUUUACGAUAGUGAUGAUGAGCUUGUGGAAGAAGUGGAAGUUGAAUGUUGUGCUGAGAUUGCCUCUAAUGUCCUACGUUUGAAGGGGUUGCCUACCCCAACAGGAAAGCACCUUCGCUUUCCCGAGGAGGAAGAAAAAUCUUCUUUUUGA
Gastrolobium bilobum is the source of this 1110-nucleotide messenger RNA. RefSeq lists its product as uncharacterized. The record is from RefSeq and is a predicted model, not a curated record. The transcript is spliced from 3 exons. Bases 4 to 1110 code for a protein of 368 amino acids. Lineage: Eukaryota; Viridiplantae; Streptophyta; Magnoliopsida; Fabales; Fabaceae.